Molecule: messenger RNA, 6668 nt
Organism: Morus notabilis
Lineage: Eukaryota; Viridiplantae; Streptophyta; Magnoliopsida; Rosales; Moraceae
Product: nuclear-pore anchor
Exons: 49
Coding region: 83-6370 (2095 amino acids)
Biological process (GO): mRNA export from nucleus; protein import into nucleus
Cellular component (GO): nuclear pore
Molecular function (GO): structural constituent of nuclear pore
Source: RefSeq, a predicted model, not a curated record
UCUGUCCUUCCUUCUCCCAUUUCACUUCCAUUUUCAUUUUUCAUCGAUCAAUCAAUCAAUCAAAUAUCAAUCGCGAAUCGCGAUGCCGGUUUUCCUCUCCGACGAGGAAUUCGCCGGCCUCCGCCACGACGGCGCCGCCGUGGCGGAGAGGGCCGACGCCUUCAUUCGCGACCUCCAGAGAGAGCUCGAGACCCUCAGGGCUCACUCCGACGCCGCCGCCAUAACCGCCGAGCAAACCUGUUCUCUCCUCGAAAACAAGUUCCUAUCUCUCUCAUCCGACUUCUCUCUCCUCCAAUCUGAAAACGCGCAACUCCAGUCCUCCCUCGAUCAUUCCGCUUCCGACCUCGCCGAAGUCCAGUCUCAGAAGCACCAGCUUCAUCUCCAAAUUAUUGAAAAAGAUGGGGAGAUUGGAAGGCUUAAAACAGAGGUUUCGGAGUUCCAUAAGUCGAAAAGGCAGUUGUUAGAGUUGGUGGAGCAGAAGGAUUCAGAGAUUAGUGAAAAGAACCUCACCAUCAAGAGCUAUCUUGAUAAGAUUGUUAACUUGACUGACAAUGCUGCGGAAAGGGAGGCUCGGCUGAACGAGAUUGAAGCAGAGUUGGCACGAUCCCAGGCUGCCUGUACUCGUCUUUCGCAGGAGAAAGAGCUUAUUGAGAGGCAUAAUACAUGGCUUAAUGAUGAGUUGACAGCCAAAGUUGACGAACUGAUUGAGUUGCGUAGGAAACAUGCUGAUGUGGAGGCAGAUUUGUCUUCCAAGCUUACACAUGCUCAGAGACAAUUCGAUGAAUGUUCUAGCUCUUUAAAAUGGAACAAGGAUCGGGUGGUAGGGCUUGAAAUGAAGCUAACCUCAUUGCAGGAGGAGUUACGAUCAACGAAAGAGGUGGCUGCAGCAAACGACGAGCAACUCUCAGCUGAACUAUCAAUAGCAAACAAACUUGUGGAACUAUACAAGGAAAGUUCUGAGGAAUGGUCCAAAAAGGCAGGAGACCUUGAAGGCGUGAUCAAAGCCUUGGAGACACAUCUUAGUCAAGUUCAGAAUGAUUACAGCGAAAGACUUGAAAAGGAAGUAUCUGCAAGGCAUCAAUUUGAAAAGGAGGCCGCUGAACUGAAAGUAAAACUUGACAAAUGUGAAGCUGAAAUUGAAACGAGCAGGAAAGCAAAUGAGUUGAAUCUUCUUCCUCUCACUAAUUUUACGACUCAAACAUGGAUCAGUUCAGUUGACACUAAUGACAUGCUUGAGAACGACCACAUGAUUGUUCCCAGAAUUCCAGCAGGUGUUUCGGGAACUGCAUUGGCAGCUUCACUUCUGCGUGAUGGCUGGAGUCUUGCUAAAAUGUAUGCAAAGUACCAAGAAGCUGUUGAUGCCUUGAGGCAUGAGCAGUUGGGUAGAAAGGAAUCUGAGGCAGUACUGCAACGGGUUCUUUAUGAACUAGAGGAGAAAGCUGAACUGAUUUUGGAUGAAAGAGCCGAACAUGAGAGAAUGGUUGAGGCAUACUCUUUGAUCAACCAAAAACUGCAAAUAUCAAUUUCUGAACAGGAAAACUUGGAGAAAACGAUCCAGGAGUUGAAGGUUGAUUUAAGGAGGCAUGAACGUGACAAUAAUCUUGCUCAGAAGGGGAUAGCUGACCUCCAGAAACAGGUGACCGUUCUUCUAAAGGAAUGCCGGGACAUACAGAUUCGUUGUGGGUCUUCAAUGAAAGAUAUUGUGAAUGAUGCUUCUUCCAUUGUUCAUUUUGAAAUGACUACAGAUUCAGAUGCUGAGAAAGUCAUAUCUGAACGUCUUUUAACUUUCAAGGACAUAAAUGGACUGGUAGAGCAAAAUGCCCAGCUCAGGAGUCUUGUUCGCAAUCUUUCUGAUCAGAUUGAAAACAAGGAGUACGAAUUCAAGGAAAAACUAGAAAUGGAGCUCAAGAAACAUACAGAAGAAGCUGCAUCAAGAGUUACAGCAGUGUUACAGAGAGCUGAAGAACAAGGACGCAUGAUUGAAUCCCUUCACACAUCUGUUGCAAUGUACAAAAGGUUGUAUGAAGAGGAACACAAACUCCAUUCGACUCCUCCUCUUUCCAUAGAGGCUCCUCCAGAAGAUGGAAGAACCAGUCUCAAGUUGCUUCUUGAAGGUUCUCAGGAAGCUGCUAAAAGGGCCCAAGAGAAGGCCGCAGAGCGAGUGAAAUGUCUUGAAGAAGAGCUGGAAAAAUCUCGGAUGGAGAUCACAUCUUUACGGUUAGAGCGUGACAAGUUGGCUUUGGAAUCAAAUUUUGCUAGAGAGAGACUUGACAGUUUUAUGAAAGAAUUUGAGCAUCAGAGAACUGAAACCAAUGGUGUUUUAGCGAGGAACGUGGAAUUCUCACAGAUAAUAGUUGACUACCAAAGGAAGCUGCGUGAAAGUUCUGAGUCUUUGCAUGCUGCAGAGGAGCUUUCUAGGAAGUUGAAUAUGGAGGUUUCUGUUCUGAAGAACGAAAAGGAAAUGCUAGUAAAUGCAGAGAAGAGGGCUUUAGAUGAAGUCCGUAAUUUGUCGCAGAGGGUCCAUCGCUUGCAGGUUAGUUUGGAUACUAUUCAGAGUACAGAGCAAGUUCGUGAGGAGGCAAGAGCGGCAGAGAGGAGAAAACAGGAAGAGCACACAAAACAAAUUCAGAGGGAAUGGGCUGAGGCUAGGAAAGAGCUGCAAGAAGAGCGGGAUAAGGUUAGAGCUCUAACUCUUGACCGUGAACGGACCUUAAAAAAUGCCAUGAGACAAGUUGAAGAAAUGCAAAAGGACUUGGCUAAUGCAUGGAGUACUGUUAGGACUGCAGAGACGAGAGCAGCUGUAGCAGAGGCCAAACUCUCUGAUUUGGAGAAAAAGAUUAAACCUUCAGAUAUUCAGGAUAUUGAGAUGAAUGGUGCGGCUGGAUCGUCCUCCUUUUCAAGCAGUGAGGUUCUUGCUGAUUUGCGGGCAGCAAAGGAGGAGAUUGAGAAAUUGAGAGAGGAAGCACAGGCUUACAAGGAUCACAUGCUACAGUAUAAGAACAUAGCUCAAGUGAAUGAAGAUGCCCUAAAACAGAUGGAACGUGCCCAUGAAAACUACAAAGUUGAGGCCGAAAAGCUAAAGAGAUCACUAGAAGCUGAACUUCUUUCACUUAGAGAGAAGGUCUCAGAACUUGAAAAUGAAUCUAGUUUGAAGUCUGAAGAAGUGGCUUCUGCAGCUGCAGGGAAGGAGGAGGCUCUUUCUUCUGCUUUAACAGAAAUCGGAAGUCUAAAAGAAGCGAACUCAGCCAAAGCGUCUCAAAUUGUGACAAUGGAGAUCCAGAUUUCUUCUUUGAAAGAAGACUUAGAGAAGGAACAUCAGCGAUGGUGUUCUGCUCAGGCUAAUUACCAGAGACAUGUUAUCCUCCUGUCGGAGACAAUUCAAGAAUUGAAUAAAACUUCAAAGGAUUUGGGUUUGCUCCAAGACGAAGCAUCUGAGCUGCGUAAAAUGGUUUAUGUGCAGAAAAGAGAAAAUAGUGAACUAAAGACAAAGUGGGAAAUUGAGAAGGCAGUUAUAGAGCAAUCCAAGAAUGAUGCUGAGAAGAAGUACAAUGAACUUAAUGAACAGAACAAAAUUCUGCACAGCAGACUCGAGGCUCUACACAUUCAAUUGGCAGAGAAAGAUCGUUUUUCUUCUGGACUGUCUGGAGGAAGUGCUGGUUCAGAUACUUCCACUGAUUCCGGUUUACAGAGUGUGAUAAAUUAUCUGCGGCGGUCAAGAGAAAUUGCAGAGACGGAGAUUUCUUUACUGAAACAAGAAAAACUGCGAUUGCAGUCACAGCUUGAGAGUGCUCUGAAGGCUGCAGAAACUGCCGAAUCGGCACUUCAAGCUGAGCGUGCAACGUCAAGAUCAAUCAUAUUUACAGAGGAGGAAAUGAAAUCAUUUCAACAACAGGCUAGAGAAAUGACCUUACUUCGUGAAAGCAAUGCUCAACUUAGAGAAGAAAACAAACAUAAUUUUGAGGAGUGCCAGAAAUUGCGUGAAGUGGCUCAAAAAGCUAAUGCUGAGACCCAGAACCUAGAAAGACUCAUAAAGGAGAGUCAGAUUCAGGUGGAAGCCUGUAAAAAAGAAAUUGAAAUACAGAAGUUGGAGAAGGAAAACCUAGAAAAGAGGGUAUCUGAGUUACUUGAAAGGUGUAGGAAUAUUGACAUGAACGAGUAUAAUCGCUUGAAAGAUGAUGUUCAGCAGAUGCAGGAAAAUCUAAAAGCUAAGGAUUCUCAGAUUGAGGAAAACAAGAGACUUCUCUCUGAAAGGCAGGAAACCAUAUCACUGUUGGAGCAAGACCUUUCUAACUGUAGACUAGAAUUGACGGAGAGGGAGAAAAGGUUGAACGAGAGUUUGCAAGCUGAGGCUAGUUUGAAGUCAGAAGUGGAGAGGCAAAAGAAGAUGGUUUUUCAGCUAAAGAGGAGGCUUGAUUGUUUGUCAAAGGAGAAGGAGGAACUGAGCAGAGAGAAUCAAGCUCUUACUAAGCAAUUGGAGGAACUCAAGCAAGCAAAAAGAUCUGGUGGGGAUAGUUCUAGUGAUCAGGCCAUGAAGGAGGAGAAGGACACUAGAAUUCAGAUUCUUGAAAAGCACAUUGAGAGGUUAAGAGAGGAAUUGAAGGCAGAAAAAGGGAAGCGUGUGAAGAAUGAGAAGUUAGUGAAGAAUUCUUAUGAUAACGUUGAGCAGGAAAAGACAAAAUUUGUAAAUGAAUUGGAGAAGCACAAGCAAGCUUCAAUGCGACUGGCAGAUGAACUUGAAAAGCUUAAGCCUGCCAAAGAAAGUCUUCCAGAGGGUAUAUCAUUGACUCAGCAACCAUCUGGAACUGCAUUGGAUGAUCGCGUAAAUGCUUAUGUCUUGGCUGUUGAAAAUUUUGAAAAAACAGCACGUGCAGUUUCCAUUGAGCUUGGAGCCCUCGCUGUUCCUACAGACGCUCCAAAUCCACCUGUUGAUUCUACAGUUGCAGCUACAACUGGUCUUGUAGCACCUGCUCAACCCCCUGGUAUUUCAUCUUCUGUGGGUCCAGCUACAAGUGUUCCUGCCAAAUCAACUGAAGAAAGUGAAAAGAGAUACAUUGCACCCAAAGCUAAUGUUGAAUCUCGCAAAAUGCCAAGAAGGUUGGUUAGGUCACGUCUUGUAAAACAAGGAGAACAACAACAAGGUGAUACAGGUCUUGUAAAACGAGAAGAACAACAAGGUGAUACAGAGAUGUCUGAGAUAGAAGGGCCCAACAAUGGUGGCAAGACUGCUCCUCCCAGUGAUGCAGAAACUCAAGGCAAUGUCUCUUCUCUGCCUCUGACGCAAACACUGGCUCGAAAACGUCUGGCUUCGUCUUCUUCUGCUUUUGGUUCUCAUGAAGAAUCGGUUGCCCAAGUAGAAACUGGCCCCGAUGUGGCAGCGCCGUUAACGAAGAAAUCAAAAGGUUCAGAUUCCUUGCCAGUUAGUGGCGAGGGGCAAGCUUCUUCUACUCUGGAAAAUCUCGAUACUCUUCCGGUCAUCGAAGAAUCCAUUGAUAUUGGUGAUAUGACUCAAGCUUCAAAUGAGGAAGUUGCCAUUGAUGCUGAAAAGGAGGAGGCUGAUACCACCGAGGAUAAAGCUGAGGAGCCAAGGGAGCUGCAGUUAGCUGAGGCAAGUCAAGUUGAAAAUUCGCAAGACGACAACAUUGUUUUGGAAGAGAACUUGGAAGGAGCUGGUGGGAAAGAGAUGGUCUCUGAUGAGGGAGCACAUGAUCUGGCUGAUCUUGAGAACCUACAACCCAUGAUAGAAACUGGAAGCGAGAGAGAAGAGGGAGAGCUGGUGCCCGAUGCUGCAGAACUUGAGGGAACCGUUGAUGUAGCACCCAGCCCUGAACUAGUAGGCGAAGGGCAACCAGAGCCAUCAGUAACUCCAGCGGCUUCACCAACUAGGGUUGAUGAUGAAGCCAUUGGUACUGCCGCGGUAGAUUUUGGCGAGAUUAACUCUCAGGAAACUCAGAAUGACGAGAAGAACGACGAAGUUGAAGUACCUGAAGAAGCCGCUGAAGGUUCGGAGAAGUCAAAUGACGUUAACGACCAAGCAGCAGUGGAGAUUGAUCAGGUUGCUGAAGCUGCUUCAGUUGCCCCCGAGAGUACUUCAGCAGCAACUACUUCAGAAGUUGCUGUAUCGAAACAAAACAGUCCUCGUAUUGUCACGGAAUCAGAAGAGGUAAAACAGGUUUCUCCCAUUAGUAGUACAUCCACCACCAUAAAUUUGACGGAACGAGCCAGGCAGAGGGCUAUGCUAAGACAAGCUGGACAAGCUGGAGUAAUUUCCCCUUCACUGGCGAGAGGCCGCACAAGAGCAGCACCCCGCGGUCGAGGUGCACGUGGUGGUAGACGAGGAGGGCGUGGACCAACAACUGGUGAACAAGCUUGAGCAUUUGAAAAUACAAAGAAGCGGCCCCAGCAAUCAAGUCUGCAGUUUACAGCGAUUGUUGCAACUAUAGAGGCUGCCUUUUGCUUUUCGGUGCAUAGUUACAGUAGUAAAUUUUUUGAGAUGUUUUGCAUAGUGGGGUCUCAUCAAUUUACUUGGUCACUGUUAACAAUAUCCGGUGAAUUUUGAAUGUUGGUUGAUGCAUGGAGAAGGAACUCUUGGAUGAUUUUGAUGUAAAUCUUUUACCCAUAUCUUAAUUUAUGCCCUUCCAUGAGCACCUAAGAUUUUUUUUUAAUUUUUU